UGUUCUUUUAAUUUCCAAGGAAACCAAUAAUAAUGUCGACUAAAAUUGUCGUAAAAUUUUACGUUAUUUGAAUUAAGUUUCUACAUUUUUUUUCAAAAUCGAGUCUCUGGCUCCAAAUUUGUUAAAAUUCUUUUAGUACAAUCAAAGUAUUCAGUAUGACCUCUUUAUUUUCGAGUCAGGUGCGUUCAUUAGUGCAAAUACUUAAAAUGUUCAAUGUUCCAAGUCGGAGUCAACACGUAAUUCCUGAUCACAUAAAGGAGAUUGCAGAUGAAGUUUCGCCCAAAUUCUUUGAAAUGGUCAGUUAUUUUUUUCAUUCCGCGGCUGCAAAAAUUGAAGAAAAUCUAAUACAUUCCAUGCUUGCCCAAAAGGGCAGCAAACUGACAGAAAAGCAGGCCAAAGCUCGAGUCACGGGUAUUUUCGCUCUGCUACAAAAAUGUUUGUAUGUCGGCGAGUUUAACUUUCCAAUACGUCGCGACGAUGGCAGGUAUGAAGUUAUUGAAGGUUACCGGGCCCAACAUAGCAUGCAUCGGCUUCCAGCCAAAGGCGGUAUACGUUACGCAAGCGAUGUUGACAGAGAUGAAGUUACUGCAUUAGCGUGCUUGAUGACUUAUAAAUGUUCAUGCGUUCAAGUGCCAUUUGGAGGAGCAAAGGCUGGCUUAAAAAUUGAUCCGACACAAUAUUCACUGGGGGAAUUAGAACGGAUCACGCGAAGAUUUGCGCUGGAGAUGGCAAAGAAAGGUUUUAUAGGGCCAGGAAUUGACGUCCCCGCACCUGACAUGGGUACAUCCGAGCGGGAGAUGUCUUGGAUUGCUGACACAUAUUCAAAAACAAUUGGCUAUAAAGACAUCAAUGCUCAUGCGGUGGUAACUGGCAAGCCGAUAAAUCAAGGUGGCAUCAAUGGUCGUGCCCAGGCUACUGGCCGCGGUCUUUUUCAUGGUGUUGACGUAUUUAUUAAAAACUCAUAUUGGACUGACAAGGUGGGACUGGCAGAACCGGGUUGGAAGGGCAAAACAUUUAUAGUUCAAGGAUUUGGUAACGUCGGCUUUCAUGCAGCACGGUAUUUUGUUCGAGCUGGUGCCAAAUGUAUAGGCGUUAUUGAAGUUGACGGGGGAAUUGAAAAUCCAGAAGGCAUCGACCCAAUGGCAUUGUUUGAACACCGUAAGGCCACCGGUUCUAUUAAAGGCUUUGAAGGGUCAACGGAUAUGGAAGGUGAUGAAUUGUUUUAUAAAGAGUGCGAUAUUCUCGUUCCUGCUGCUAAACAACUUGUUAUUACCAAAAGCAAUGCCGAGAAAUUAAACUGUAAAAUUGUCGCGGAGGGAGCGAAUGGUCCCACUACUCCCGCAGCGGAUACAAUACUACAAAAUAGAAAUAUACUCGUUGUACCUGAUCUGUUCAAUAAUGCUGGGGGCGUCACUGUAUCAUUUUUCGAGUGGCUGAAAGAUCUGAACCACGUGUCAUUUGGUAGACUGACGUUCAAAUACGAAGAGGACACGUCCAAACUGAUUUUACAGUCUGUGGCUGAGUCACUUAAGCAACAUUUUGGCGAAGACGUCCCUAUCCACAAAUCUGAUGAGCUGGAUGCAAAGUUACAGUGUGCCUCCGAGAAGGACAUUGUAAACUCAGGACUGCAGUUUACAAUGGAGCGUGCCGCUAUGAACAUACAGGAAGUAGCGAAAAAAUACGAGCUUGGCUUGGACCUUCGAUCUGCUGCAUAUAUCAGCUCGGUCACAAAAAUUGUCGAAACAUACAAUGAUGCCGGUUUGGCAUUUUAAAAUAUUUGUGUUCAUCUUGUGGCUACUACCAAAUAAAAUCGUAUAAUUGUA
Molecule: messenger RNA, 1823 nt
Organism: Dalotia coriaria
Lineage: Eukaryota; Metazoa; Arthropoda; Insecta; Coleoptera; Staphylinidae
Product: glutamate dehydrogenase, mitochondrial-like
Exons: 1
Coding region: 156-1772 (538 amino acids)
Biological process (GO): L-glutamate catabolic process
Cellular component (GO): mitochondrion
Molecular function (GO): L-glutamate dehydrogenase (NAD+) activity
Source: RefSeq, a predicted model, not a curated record